Messenger RNA from Drosophila grimshawi, 653 nucleotides. RefSeq lists its product as uncharacterized. Bases 110 to 595 code for a protein of 161 amino acids. NCBI's taxonomy places the organism in Eukaryota, Metazoa, Arthropoda, Insecta, Diptera, Drosophilidae. The transcript has a single exon. The record is from RefSeq and is a predicted model, not a curated record.
GGCACGUACAUUUUUAAGACAAUUGAAACGCAUUAGAGUCCGCUCUAUACGUGUACUUAGACAAUUAACAUUAAUUAACAUAUUUAGCUGGAGGAUUCUAUUUUCGAAAAUGUUAAAGCAUCCAACCGAGAAACGCAAAAAUACACAGCUUCCGAAACGCGCGGCUUUUGAUAAGGACAAUGUGAAUGUAACUUCGCAUAUUCCAUUGGAGUAUCGUGAUUAUGGUUUUAUGAAGACUACCAAUACGGGCACACCGUUUCCGAAGAAAUCGGAUCCUUUGAUGCCAGAAAUGCUGAUAGAUCGGCUGCAGGGUGUCGGCAGGGUUGCGAACAGUUCAAACACAACAGAUUCUCAAUUAAGUGUGGACAAAACUUCGGAUAGUUUCGACAAAAUGUCAUUCGAGAUGAAGAGAAAGCUAUUCCACGAGGGAGAGUUCACCAUUACGCGCGGCAAGAAGACCAGUGAAAUGUUUCAUCCAUGGAUUUCGACUAUUGUACCCAAGUCCAGUUUACACGACCCUCAGCAGAAUGCCUUGCUGGAAAUGGAGGACUAUUGUCGCGCUAUGAACAUCAAGAUAAUGAAGGGAAAUGAAUGACACACUAUAACAAAACAUUGCUUAACAUUUAAAAUACAUAUACAUAUUAUAAAUAUAU